UGCUUCCACAUAAACUCACAUCCCUACCAACUCUACUCAAAAGAGCUCUCUCUCUCCUUCAUAAGAGAGUCAACAAAAACUCACAAUCCAAAAGAAAAAACUGCACGUGAUUAUAGAGAGACAGUAUUUAGAAAAAUGGAUCAAAAUUUGCCAACUAUUACAAAAAAGUUCUGGAAGACAGUCCGCGUGGCUUACUUCAUGUUGAGAAAAGGGCUAUCAAAGAGAAAACUAAUGUUUGAUCUCAACUUAUUUCUGAAACGUGGCAAAAUUGCAAGCAAAGCCGCCAUUCAAAAUCUCAUGUUCCACGGCCAUUAUACCCAAGGCCACCAAUCAUCUUCCAAAGAGUACUAUGAGUUCAGCUGCAGUAACAGCCCUGCUUUCCACCUUCCCUUCAACCUCAACAAACGCAAUAAGCAUACUCACCAUGCAUCUGUCAUUGAAGACGACGACGUUAUAAUGAUGAACAGUGCCGUUUUGAAAGCAUUGGAAAUGCUUCAGAGUGAAACAGCAUCACCUGCUUUGCCUGGAAUUGGGAGAACUCCAACAGUGAGGCAAUUAAGGGUAACUGACUCGCCUUUUCCUCUAAGAGAUGCUGACGGUGACAUUAGCCACGUAGACGAGAAAGCUGAUGAAUUCAUUUCAAGAUUCUACAGAGAUUUGAGAAGAUCAGAGGCUUCUGCUAUUGCUUGAUACUUAUGUUUUAAGCUUUAGUUGGCUAUUUUUCUUUUCCGAAUAUAUUCAUGCAUGUUGUAGUGCAAUAAUAUAGAAAGAGCUUAUAUAUGCAUAAUUGGGAGCUGUGAAUCCUGCAAAUUAGUUUGUGGUUUCCAUUCUGUCUUCGGGAGUUUUUUCCCCCAUAAUUUUCUUUGUAUUCGGGAAAUUUUUGCAAGAAAUAGAAAGAGAAAAGUUUUGCAUCCACAAAUUCCUAC
Lycium ferocissimum is the source of this 926-nucleotide messenger RNA. RefSeq lists its product as uncharacterized. The transcript has a single exon. The coding region runs from base 136 to 690 and encodes 184 amino acids. NCBI's taxonomy places the organism in Eukaryota, Viridiplantae, Streptophyta, Magnoliopsida, Solanales, Solanaceae. The record is from RefSeq and is a predicted model, not a curated record.